UCCAAGGGUUCUUUUUUAACCUAAUCGCUAUUAGAAGGUCAAAAGAUGGGGGAACUCACUCACUCUGGUCUAGUAUAUACUUAAUCAGCAAGAUUUUGUUUUCCAAUCAAUCCCACCAACAUGAGUUCCUCUCAUAAACAUUGGUUAAACGUGACUGUUCAUUUUCAAUGUUUUUCUCUUGUAUUGUGUUCAUGUGUCUUGUUCGGCAUAUCCGAAGCCCGAGUUCAGGCUGAAGAAUUAGCCAGGCAAAAGGCUUUGAACACCUCAGUUCAUGCAAUCUUUGUGUUUGGGGACUCGACAUCUGACCCUGGAAACAACAACUACGUAACGACUAUUUUCAAGGGCAAUUUCCCGCCCUACGGGAGAGAUUUUCCAAAUCAAGUCCCAAGCGGAAGGUUUAGCAAUGGACGCCUGGCAAACGACUUCAUUGCUAGUUAUGUGGGUAUCAAAGAGUACGUGCCUCCAUAUUUGGACCCAACACUUAGCAUUGAGGAGCUAAUGACCGGAGUUAGUUUCGCCUCUGCCGCAUCUGGAUUUGACCCACUUACACCCCAAUUAAGUAAUGUAAUCUCGCUGCCAAAGCAACUGGAAUACUUCAAAGAGUAUCAAAAGAGAGUGGAGCUGGUGAUAGGGAGAAAAAGAACAAAAAAUCUGGUAAAAAAUGCUCUGUACAUUGUGAGUGCUGGUACAAAUGACUUUGUUGUCAAUUAUUUUACCGUACCAAUCCGGAGGAAAAGAUACAGUCUCCCAGAUUACAUGGAGUUCUUGUUGCAGCAAGUCCAGCAAUUCAUGCAGGAUUUGUUGGAACAAGGGGCUCGAAGAAUAGGAGUGGUUGGAUUGCCACCAAUGGGUUGCUUGCCUAUAGUUAUUACCGUUAAUUCGGAUAAUGCAAUUCUAAACCGUGGGUGUAUCGAUUUUUUCUCCUUAGUUGCCAUGCAGUACAAUCUAAUGCUCCAAACAAAGCUCAACACCAUACAAUUCAACGUAUCAGCUGAUUCUGGGGUUAGAAUUGUGUACACUGAUGUAUAUGAAUCUCUUUCUGACAUGGUCAUCCAAAGCCUCAAGUAUGAUUUCGAUGAGGUGAGCAGUGGAUGUUGUGGGACAGGCCUACUGGAAACGGCAUUUUUAUGCAAUCCGGAUUCCUAUGUUUGCUCUGAUGCAUCAAAGUACAUGUUUUGGGACUCGAUACAUCCGUCGGAGAAGGCAUACAAGCUCCUCUUUGAGGCCGCUAAGUCUGACAUUGAUUUUCUUAUUGCUGACUAACAUUCCCAACUUAAUGUAUGGCUAGCUGAUUAUGCCUGUGAUUCACGAAUUAAAUGAGCUACAGUUAUUUUGUUUGUUAUAAUUAUCUUGCGCAGUGUUUUCCAA
Messenger RNA from Rhododendron vialii, 1368 nucleotides. Its product is annotated as GDSL esterase/lipase At5g45960-like. Gene Ontology annotation, molecular function: hydrolase activity, acting on ester bonds. The transcript is spliced from 5 exons. The record is from RefSeq and is a predicted model, not a curated record. The coding region runs from base 121 to 1263 and encodes 380 amino acids. NCBI's taxonomy places the organism in Eukaryota, Viridiplantae, Streptophyta, Magnoliopsida, Ericales, Ericaceae.